AUAUUCUCGGUUCAAUUUCAAUCAUUUUCGAAAAUUACUUUUUGAAACAUGCGGUUUUUGUCAGCAUUCGUUCUGGCUCUCCAAAUCAAGUAUCUCACCGCCGGAAAUUAUACAUUCGAGCCGGAUGUACUGCUCUCUAAACCAGCGCCAUUCUUCUCGUUCAAAUACAUUGAUCGUAUCUCUACAAUUAAUAAUAUUGCUAAAGGAAUCAAUCUUCAAACUGAUUUGAUGAAUGGAAAGAUUCCAAUUGAUAAAGUUAUUGGUGAGCUUCUGGACGUUAAAUCUUCCAAUAUUAUCAACUUUGGAUCUGGCAAAAUUAUUGAGUUGACUGAUCAAUUGAAGGAUAUUUCAAUGGAAAGUAGCAAAGAAUUAAUUGGAUUAGGAUCUGAUGCAUUCAAAUAUGACACAUUCAUUCAUAACUUGACAUCCGUUAGAGAUAGUUUUAAAUUUCCUGGAAAAGAUGAAUACUACGCAGAAGUGGAGAGUGUCAUGAAAUUUAACAUGUCGAAGCUUGAAGAUGUCAUGAACGAGUUCCAAGGUAUACACCUCGAUUUAACUCAGAUUUCAAAGCUGAACCCGCAGGAACUUACUUACGAAACCCGUACCGCCUUUAUAGACUUUUGCAAAAGAGUGGAAGGAAAUUCAAAAACUAGCCUGUUAAAUCUAUUGAAAGAUGUAGACAAAAUGUCUGAGCCUUUGGAACAAUUGCAAAAAUUACCUUCUGUGUUCGAGCCUUUCAAGGAAGUGUCAAAGUUUAUGAGACUCCGGAAAACGCUUCCACAUCAGUAUUCUGAAGAUGAUCAAUUUUUGAUGAACAAAAAUCUGAAACAAGUGAUGAAUAUGGCAAAGGGUCUUAAAUCAUCCCGGGAAGAUAUUCAGAGAUUACAAACCCUGAGAAGUAAUACCAAAGAACUGGAGAUGGUUGAUUUGAGAAAUCUAGGAGAUCCAUGGUUGGGUAAAAUAUUCAAAGUGAAAAGAGCAUCACUUGAUAACUUGGCAAGCAGCUUCAAGCCAUUGCCACUAUCAUUGGAAAUUCUUAAUAAUUUCAAUAAAGAGUUGACAGUUGUUGCUGGGAGUUCUCAAAUUUAUGAUGGAUUUGAACAGUUGAAUGCAUUGCUCUCAUCGGUACCAGUGGAUAUUGAACAUGUUACAGGGUUAAUGAACAAAUUCCACAAGUGCAAUCGCUUACCAAUCGAUGAAACGUUUGAAAGCAAAGUUAAUGAAUACUUGACUAUUGUGAGUGAGGUUCAGAAACUUUUCGGUCGUUUGAGAUAUCGUUUAUUCGUGAGGAGUUACAAACAAUUGCAAAAGAAAAUAGCGAUUGCGAUUCCUAAUAUUGUAAAAUUAGAUCAACAUUUGACCAAAUUGCGCGAUGAUGGAACAUUGAAAGAAAUAGGAAAGCUUGUUUCGUAUCACUAUAACUAUUUACAUCAACGUCAUCCUUUUGACAAAUAUUCAAAGCUAUUUCAAAAAUUGAUUGACGGGAGAAAAGAGUUUACUGACAAAGUUGACAACGAAUUAUCAGUAAUCAAAUGUUUUCAACAGUUGGAACAGGACUCUGAGGACCUUCAAAAAGUGAUUCAAGUGAUUCAAAAAAUGAGGAAUCUGGAUAACGCCUCCGUUGAGAACAUUAAAGGGAUACCUUCAGUUGUUUCAGAGUUGUUGCAGAAUAUUUCAAAAGUUAAAGAAGUUUCUGAUAAAAUGAAGGAAAAUUCAAACAACAAGACACUUGUGAUGAAUGCUCUGGCGUUUAAGGAAUCAGCUUCAAUUAAAAGUAUCAUUUCUUCUGUACAAAAUGUUUAUGGUCUGCUAGACUUGGAAGCCCCGAUCAAUCAGCUGAAAAAUGUUAACUCUAUUGUUCUCGAGGAGAUUGACAAAGCUCAAGAUCCAGCAAAGCUCCAGUCUCAAUGGGGAGAUCACAAGGCUGAUAUGGCAUCUCUCCAAGCUACCAUGACAUCAGCUAAAGCUUUUGUAGCCGAGCUCGAAGGCCGCAGAGCUAAAACAUUGCUGGAAUACGCGGAUCCAUUGAAGAAUCUGUCAAAGAUUCCUGAUGUCAAAAUGAAUGCAAGUGAGAAAUCCAAAGUGAUUGAGGAGUUUAUUAAACAGAAUAGUGAUAGUGAUUUGAUAGCUGCAAAGGAGACACUCGACAAGAUUGCUACCAUGGAUCUUCAAUUCUCGAGUGUUCAGUAUCCAGAAGCUUCUUUCAAGACUCUUCAGGACGUGUUGCUCACUUUUUGGAGCCAAACUGCAGUUUAAAAUUGUGUAAGAUUUCACUAUCAGUCGUCGGCAUCUUGCAAGCUAUUAAACUUUUUUUCCCAUAUCAAUAAAUGGUCUAUGUGAAAUUACACUCUGCUGAACUUUUUUUAAUUGCAAAUAAAUGCCUUU
Messenger RNA from Caenorhabditis elegans, 2385 nucleotides. RefSeq lists its product as uncharacterized. NCBI's taxonomy places the organism in Eukaryota, Metazoa, Nematoda, Chromadorea, Rhabditida, Rhabditidae. The coding region runs from base 49 to 2256 and encodes 735 amino acids. The record is from RefSeq and is marked reviewed. The transcript is spliced from 4 exons.